Messenger RNA from Fonsecaea erecta, 774 nucleotides. RefSeq lists its product as hypothetical. NCBI's taxonomy places the organism in Eukaryota, Fungi, Ascomycota, Eurotiomycetes, Chaetothyriales, Herpotrichiellaceae. Bases 1 to 774 code for a protein of 257 amino acids. The record is from RefSeq and is a predicted model, not a curated record. The transcript has a single exon.
AUGUCCUCGACUUCGUCUCCCACAGAUUCGACAUCGACCUCUGCAACGUCGACAGGUCCGGUCGCAGGAUUACUAUGGGUGACGACAAGCAUCCUGAGAAAAGACCUCCCUUCGUCGCUGCUUGACGCGUGGUACGAGGAGCACAUUGCCGACGUCUUGGCUUGUCCCGGUAAUGGGGGUCUUUUUCUUCGAUACAAAAACAUUGACCCGACCGCCGACACUUACGUGGACCCUAAAUUCGCAGAACGUACCACGCCGUCGGCAUCUGAGAAGGUCAUUGUCGAGACAUUAUGGCCCAACCUUGCCUUGGUGAAGCUGAGCGAUUUGGCCUGGCUGACCAGCAAGCAAUUCGAUGACAUGCCCAGAACUUCCAAGUUAUUGCCUCCCGAGCCAGACGGAUCGAUUGGAAGUGCGUUCAGCUGCUGGUAUGGAGCUCUGCGGAGUUACGAAACAGUGGGCAAGAUCGAUGAUAAGACUGGAAGCACCACUCGGCCCAAGUACCUGCUUAGUGUACAGACGAAGGACGCAGAUCAAUCCGUCUGGAAGGCGCUGGAUGACAAGUACGCGACUCUGCCAGGCUUCCGAGGCUCAGUCAGAUAUCGCAUUGUGGAAGGUUUGUUGGAAUUCGGGGAACCGGGCACAAUGCCAGCUGGGAUGGUCCUGUAUGAGUUUGACGGGGAUGCACCCCCUUCGGUGCUCACGGAUGAUCAUCAACUCAGGGCCGACGUAUGGGCGUUAACCAAAGAGGCGGGGGAUCCGUCGCUUCGCCUGUAA